This is a messenger RNA of Cuscuta campestris, 1141 nucleotides long. The record is from the annotation of a GenBank genome assembly. Lineage: Eukaryota; Viridiplantae; Streptophyta; Magnoliopsida; Solanales; Convolvulaceae.
AACUCCUAUCUCUUCCAUCUCUUUUCUACUGUUCAUUGUCUCCUCCGGUGAUCUCAACUUCCCGCGACCGGUUAUAGCUGGGCUGGUAGUGAGUGGAUCCGUAAAAAUGUCACACAGCGAUACAAUACCUUUGCACAGCUCAUCCCAAUCCGACAUUGACGAGAUCGAGAACCUCAUCAAUUCCCAUCCUUCUACCGUUUUACCAGCGCACCCACCGUCCCCUCUCCGCGCUUCCAUCCCCGUAUCUUCCUCCCCGUUCAUACCAUCCAAUCUCCCCCCACCUUCCGUCUCCAAUGUCAGACCUGCCCCCGCUCCUCCGAUUCCCCAGGCCCCGCCCCUCCUUCCUUCCUCGUCCCGUCCCACUACAGGGCAGUCUGGUAUUGACGGAACUGGGUUCGGAUCUAGUCCAAAUACACUUACGGAGCCCGUCUGGGAUACAGUCAAAAGAGAUCUUGCGAGAAUUGUCAGUAAUCUGAAACUCGUGGUUUUCCCUAACCCAUUUAGGGAGGAUCCUGGGAAGGCAUUGCGUGAUUGGGAUCUGUGGGGGCCGUUCUUCUUCAUUGUCUUCCUCGGACUAACUCUCUCCUGGUCAGCAUCUGUUAAGAAGUCUGAGGUUUUUGCUGUUGCUUUUGCACUACUUGCAGCAGGUGCUGUGAUUCUUACACUGAAUGUAUUGCUGCUGGGCGGUCACAUAAUCUUCUUCCAGAGUUUGAGUCUGCUCGGGUACUGCCUAUUUCCGCUUGAUGUUGGCGCUCUUAUCUGCAUGGUGAUGGACAAUGUAAUAGUUAAGUUAGUGGUUGUUGGUGUGACGCUGGCAUGGAGCUCUUGGGCAGCAUACCCGUUCAUGAGCACCGCCGUCACUUCUAGCAGGAAAGCUCUUGCACUCUAUCCUGUUCUUCUCAUGUAUGUAUCUGUUGGCUUUCUGAUCAUCGCCAUUGAUUAGUGUGUUGCUUGCAUUGCUGCUGGUGGCUUGUGUUAUAUAUUGACAUAAAGACCAAAAGGUACAUGUUUGACAAUCACAUGGAAAAAUGUCUCACACCUGAUUUUGUUUGUUGUGUUACCUCCUUGACUGUAUCAACUUUUACGGAAUGUAUGUGUUUUAAUACUCCAAUGCUAGUUCCAAUACAGUUUUGCCUGUGAG